AUGCUCGCGCACUACGCGCCCAUUACUCAGCUGGAAGGGUGGCCGCUCGACCUCCAGAUCAAGCAGGGCCUCGAGGCGGUCAGGGGUAUCCCCUGGGGCGUGGAUGGGGGUAUCAAGGUCAUGGAGGAGUGGGAGCGCAGGGAAGGCGGGGACGAGGCGUGGCUGGGUAUCUGGAGGCGAAUGGUGCAGCUUUUGGAUGGGUUGGCUGAGCUAGGGGCGCGACUGCUCGUGGUUGACUUUUUAAAGCUCCGGCAUUGGGGCUAUGGAAACACAAUCGACCGAGACGAAAGACGGGUCGGACCGCCCCUAAAGCGAACGACACCCCAUGACGUCGAUCCCACUCUUGACCCUCACUCGACAGAGGCGAACGCGGCCGCGGCCGACGAUGCGGGCUGGGAAACAGUCCAUCGCAAUAAGAAGGCGAAGAAGAUGCCUCGCAAGGAUAAGAAAAAGUACCCGUCCAUCGACUUUUCGCAGAAUGCAAAGCUCUAUAGCAAGGUACGCGUUGCAGAUCUCCGAGAUCUCAUUCUAUACAUAUUCGCCGACGGCAUUGCUCCUAAGUGGGUGUCGGUGGCGAACCGGGGCCAAAUCCGAAAGAUUGUCACCAUCAUGGUUCCGGGCAUCGAGGAAACCAUGUUCAAGCCCAACGUCGACUUUUCCAAUUUUGACGCCUUCGUCGCCAAGCAAAAACCCGUGGUCGACGAGGAUGGUCUGCCGUCCCCCGACGCCUUUUACCCCCGCGCGCUCGAUACAGAGAGCCUCCACUCCGCCGUGAAGCCCUUUGCCGACAUGUUCACCCGUCUCUGGCCCAUCAAGACCCCGGCGACGACAGGCUAG
Messenger RNA from Parascedosporium putredinis, 837 nucleotides. Lineage: Eukaryota; Fungi; Ascomycota; Sordariomycetes; Microascales; Microascaceae. The record is from the annotation of a GenBank genome assembly.